Messenger RNA from Tarenaya hassleriana, 941 nucleotides. RefSeq names its product transcription factor bHLH131. Gene Ontology annotation, molecular function: protein dimerization activity; DNA-binding transcription factor activity. The transcript is spliced from 3 exons. NCBI's taxonomy places the organism in Eukaryota, Viridiplantae, Streptophyta, Magnoliopsida, Brassicales, Cleomaceae. Gene Ontology annotation, biological process: regulation of DNA-templated transcription. The coding region runs from base 189 to 854 and encodes 221 amino acids. The record is from RefSeq and is a predicted model, not a curated record.
UUUAUUAAUUUUGUUUGCAUCAUCUUCCUAAUAUUAUUGCCUGAAUCUUCUCUCUAUCCCUCUCCUUAUUACAGGUUUAUCUCCGUACAUAUAUACAUAUAAAUAUAUAUAUAUAUGUAUAUCCCCUCCAUCUUUGUUGCAACAGGUUUCUCUUGGAAGCUCGAUCAGAUCACACCUAAUAUAUCACCAUGGUUUUACUUCAACAUUUGGAGCAAGGGAUACGUCCCAUCACACGUUAUUACAAUCCCAUGACGUACUCGAACACGCAUGCAAGCUUACUUCAUGGAUUUCCAUCGACCGCCGCAACCAGCAGCAGCAAACUGUUCUUCAGAAACUCGGCCAUGAAACAGAAAUCAAAGGUCGAGUCCAAAGAAAUCGCUGCCAAGAAACACAGCGACGCCGAGAGGAGAAGACGGCUCCGUAUCAACUGCCAGUUCGCAACUCUUCGCACCAUCCUUCCAAACCUCGCCAAAGACAAGGCUUCGGUCCUCGGAGAGACGGUCAGAUACCUGAACGAGCUGAAAAAGACGGUGAAGGACAUAGAAAUGGCAGCUCCACGGCUGGAAGACGACCUCAAACUGAGCCAAUGCAACAGAGGGCUGGCGAAAGUCGUGUUCAGCUGUUCCGACAGAAAAGGGCUCAUGUCGGAAAUCGCAGAGUCGUUGGCGACGACGAAAGGGAAAGCCGUCAGGGCCGAGAUAAUGACAGUUGGUGGAAGAACCAAGUGUGCACUGUACGUUCAAGGAGUGAACGGAAAUGAAGGAAUGGUUAGGUUAAAAAAGGCACUGAAGCCUAUACUUAAUCGAGAUUUAUCAAAAAAUAAUCGGAUAACGACGUUCCAUCAGUCUUCUUAAUCUUUUUCUCUAAUCACUGACUUGUAUACUUGUAAAUCUCUAAUGUCAUAAUCCAAAUGUUCAAUGAAUAUUACGCAUACAAGUCUA